AUGGCGCCCACGAAAAUAUUGGCGGUGGGCGACGUGAACGGCAAGUUCUACCAGCUGCAGAAGAAGCUGAACCAAAUCGUCAAAAAGAGCGGCCCCUUCGACAUGCUACUGUGCGUGGGCGAAUUCUUCGGCGAGGACGACGACCUGAACCGGAAGCUGAUGGACGGGCAAAUCGAUUUCCCGGUGCACACCUACAUUCUCGGACCGUGCUGCCCCUCGACCUCUGCCUACUACCCGGACGAGAAUGCCGAGAUCACGUCCGACAUCACGUAUCUUGGCAAGAGGGGCAUUCUCAAUUCGCCGUCCGGGCUGACGAUCGCUUAUAUGAGCGGGCUUGAAGGAAAAGAGGGGCUU
Messenger RNA from Mesorhabditis spiculigera, 354 nucleotides. Lineage: Eukaryota; Metazoa; Nematoda; Chromadorea; Rhabditida; Rhabditidae. The record is from the annotation of a GenBank genome assembly.